AUGUCUCGUGAAAUCUACCUGCUCGUUUUCCCACAGCGUAACACGCCGGCGCAUUGGUCCAUAUUCAUUCCGGAGGCCAACAGUGUGGUAAAAGGGAAAGUUAUCCAUGUUGUCGGCUCUCCAUUCACCGGAUACAAACUCGAAGACAAACCGACGUUUCCAGAAAAUCCCUCUCGGUCAAGUGAGCAACAACCACAUUCAGGAUGUGAUAGGAAACAGCGUUACUACGGACACCCAGAGCAUGAUAUCUUGGAGGCGCGGGCAAAAUUGGUCCAACCCCCGGGAGUCAGCCCAUCACCGUUAAACCCCAAUGCGGAAAGGCUGGGUAAGAACUGUCAACAUUGGCUUCAGGACUAUGUCGAAAAGUUAGUGGGCGAGGGACUCUUGCCACAGUCGGCAAUCGUCGAGCUGAACCGUGCCCCGAAGAUCUGA
This is a messenger RNA of Monascus purpureus, 432 nucleotides long. NCBI's taxonomy places the organism in Eukaryota, Fungi, Ascomycota, Eurotiomycetes, Eurotiales, Aspergillaceae. The record is from the annotation of a GenBank genome assembly.